GUGGAGCGGAGCGGGGCGGGAGCUGCGUUGCCGGUGUGCGGAGCCGCCGAUCGGGGCCUGGAGCCAUGGCCGAGCACAUGAUGAUGUCCAUGAGCCACGGUGGCACCGGGCUGCAGAGCUACCGCAUGGGGGUGAGCGGGCUGCAGGGACCCCCGCAGCACGGGCAGCAUGUGCUGAGGACGCUGCCUGCCGCCGGCCAGAUGAUGCCCUACGGAGGGGCUGGCAUGGAUGGUGCGAUGCGGCCGAGGCCCAGCCUCAGCGGACAGCUGGGCCACCACCAGCUGCAGAACGCGAUGAUGUUCAGCGGCCCGGGUCAGCAGCAGCAGUACAUGGGGCCGCUGGGCACCCAGCAGCUAAUGGCCAGCAUGCACCUACAAAAACUGAACACCCAGUACCAAGGGCACCCACUGGGCAUGAGCAAUGGGCCCAUGGCAGCUGGAGCCCAGCAGUACAGAGUGGGACCAAACCAGCACCCGGGCAUGCAGCACAUGCCUUCACCGGCACUGACCUUGAACGUUAUGGACACUGAUCUCAUAGACGAGGAGGUCUUGACAUCCCUUGUCCUGGAACUGGGGCUGGACCGGAUUCAGGAGCUGCCGGAGCUAUUCUUGGGACAGAACGAGUUCGACUUCAUUUCAGACUUUGUUAGCAAACAGCAGCCCAGUGCCAUCAGCUGUUGAGGGGCUUUGAGCUCCUCCUUGCGUCUUGGUGGUUUUGAGUUUGUUUCCAACUUCCUCCUCCACCUACCACCCUCCUCCCUUCCCCUGCUUUGCCCUGCCCUGGAUUCCUGACCUCCCCCAAAGGACAAUCAUCGGACACUGGCUUGCAAUGGAUUUCCUUUCUCUUCCGUGUGUUAUUUGCAGCGUGGGAGCUCCCGGGGAGGGUGUGUGUACCCCGAACAGAGCGCGGAUCAGGAGCUCCUGCCGUAGAGCUGCCUCUAAGUGGCAUUAACAGGAUUUCUGGCUUAAGCAGGAGCGAUGGACUUACGACUUUCCAGAGCUGGGCUUUGACAGCAGGAAGCGAUGGGCAGCUUGGCGGCCCUGCCGGUCGCUGGAUUUGCUGGAGGAUUCCGUGUUCCAGUCAAGUUGAAGCAUCCCCCGAGAGAGGAUUGCUCCCUGGUGCAUGGUUUGAAACAGUUUCCCUUUGCAGACCUGGGAAGGGUUAGAUAUUUGCUGGGACCUUUUUACUGUGGCAGUGAAGAGGUCCCGGGUCCGGUCCGUUCAGCUCGGAGAGGGACCCUUCUCCAGCAGGCUGUUCUGUUCCUUUUCCAGCAGGCCGAGCGAAAUAAAGUAUGCCCUGGGCAGGGGUGUGCUGCAUCCCUGUGCAGCUCCGGGUCUGGCCUCCAACCUGUGCAGCUCACCACCUGCAACAUUUACAAAGUGUUCCGAGUUCAGUUCGGGUAUAAAGCUUAAAGCUGCAGUCUAGCUCCACUCUUUUGCCACCUCUGAAACCAAAUAAAGACCAUGUAACUGUAUAUUCCAGAUCGAAUCCUAUUUAUUUUCCUACAGUUAUUUAUUUGCAAGGGCCCCUUCAGUUAUUUGGCUUUGGGAGUGUUGGGAAGGAUGCCUGGAGAGUACUGCAGCUUUAAGAUGCUGGAUUCGGGGGCGGGUGGGGGGAGGCAACCCUGGGAUAGUUUUCAAGCUGUUGUGCAGAUAGCCACUUCGGCCCGGAUCUUCGUGCUGAAUUUGCAGGACUGUACACCCAACACCUUUCCGAAUGUGAUAACGGGGACUCGGUUUCGAACUCCUUUGCCCGGAGAAGGUUAAAUGUAAAAGCUUGGUGGGGUUUUGUUUCCUCUGCCGUCUCUUGUUUCCAGGCUCUGGGGAAAGCUCCUGGUAACUCUGAGCUCCUGCUGCCCCCUGGUGCUGCCAGCUCCUGGCUGCUGUCACUCCCCAGCCCGGUGGGAAUGGACCCAUGGAUUUGCAAAUAAAAGCUGAAAUCUC
Pogoniulus pusillus (Red-fronted tinkerbird) is the source of this 1943-nucleotide messenger RNA. Its product is annotated as cbp/p300-interacting transactivator 3. Lineage: Eukaryota; Metazoa; Chordata; Aves; Piciformes; Lybiidae. Gene Ontology annotation, cellular component: nucleus. The record is from RefSeq and is a predicted model, not a curated record. The transcript is spliced from 2 exons. The coding region runs from base 66 to 680 and encodes 204 amino acids. Gene Ontology annotation, molecular function: transcription coactivator activity. Gene Ontology annotation, biological process: regulation of DNA-templated transcription.